Messenger RNA from Grammomys surdaster, 1830 nucleotides. RefSeq names its product zinc finger BED-type containing 3 (gene Zbed3). Gene Ontology annotation, biological process: regulation of transcription by RNA polymerase II. Gene Ontology annotation, molecular function: transcription cis-regulatory region binding. The transcript has 2 exons. The coding region runs from base 87 to 800 and encodes 237 amino acids. The record is from RefSeq and is a predicted model, not a curated record. NCBI's taxonomy places the organism in Eukaryota, Metazoa, Chordata, Mammalia, Rodentia, Muridae.
UCGGCUCUUUCCGUCCGGGACAAGAUGUCUGCGAGGAGCCGGGAGGCGAGGGGCGACCAUCGCGGCGUCCGGACACUGCAGAAGGAAUGAAGAAUGAAAAGGCCCUGAAAACCACCAUGGAAGACAGCUGGAGGCCUGAUGACCCUGCAGAACAAGGCGGCCACUGUCCUGCGCCCGCAGGGCCAUCAUACUCCGAGGCCUGGGGCUACUUCCAUCUGGACUCGGCUCAGCCUAGGCACCUGAUGAUGAGCGCCUGCGCCACCUGCCGCCUGUGCGGGGAGCAAGUGGGUGGCCUCCCCAGCUUCCAGCUGUGGACGCGGGCGCUGUGGCGGCACCUGAGUGAUGCGCACCUGCGGGAGCUGAAGAAGAGCGCUGCUCCGAGCGCGCCGCCCGCAGCGUCCUGCCCGCCGCCGCCCAGCCCCACUAUGGUUGCGGAGGGCGACUGGGCACGCCUGUUGGAACAGAUGGGUGCGCUGGCCAUGCGGGGCAGCCGGCGCGAGCUGGAGCUGGAGCGGCGCGAGGCGGCCCUAAAGCAGGCGGAACUCAAGCUGGAGCGCAAGCGCAGGGUUCUGCAGCAGGAGGCUGUCUCCUUGGAGCAGGCACGCCGCCAGCUACAGGGCGAGCGGGAAGCGCUGAGUGAGUGGAUGAAGAAGCAGAGCUCCGGUGCGAGCCCCAGUGUACAGGUCCCAGGACGGUCCUCUCCUCUGCCUCUGCUCCCCAAGGAGGACCCUGACACCGACGAUGAUGACGACGACUGUGAUCACCAAGGUCCUGCUGUAGCACGACAGCUCCAUGUGUAAACCUAACCAUAGGCUGCAGGCGUGGCAGUCCCCCCCAGUCCAGUAGCCUGGUUCCGGGUACACAGGAUGGUCCUCACAGCUACCUCCUUGCAGUGCCUUAGUCCUGAAAGCUUUUUAAGCCUGAAGGUUCUCUAAACACCAAAGACUCGUCACACCGCGAGCCUGUCAGGGGAAGGGGCGUGGAAACAAGGAUAAAGUUAUUUAUCCAGGAACUCGGUCCACUCCUUUCCAAAUGUAUAAUAGUGACCCAGCACCACCAUGUUCAGAAAGGAGCCUUGAAUAUCACUGACUCCAUGGCUCCCUGCCUUAGCCUCUAUAGAACUCACAUCGGGCCAGUCCCAAGAGACCACUUUUGUUCUGUCCCUCAUGUGGCUAACCCAAGGCAAUGAGCACCCUUUUACUUAAAUCUUUCCCUGGAUCAGACCCAGUGACAGGCACAUUCUCCCAUUUUCUUGUCUUGCAUCUUGACACCUUAUCAAGACAUCUAUCCCUAGGGAGAAUAGUUGCUUGCCUCACAGGUCCCCACUGACCUUCCCCUGAACCAGAAGAGACACCAGAGGCCACACCUCCCCACUGCCUUAGAGUCAACCCCUGUCUCAUUCCCUCCCUUUCCUCAGCCCAGUCCUCCGCAAUGCCUAGCCCUGAAAGUGGAGAAAUCCGCACUGCCCACACUUGCCACUUACAUCCCCCGUGUUUGUCUCCUGCCUUAUCACAUGCUAAGCUACCACCAAAGACCAAACAUGGUCCCCCAGCCCUUGACGUUCUCAAGUCCCUUCUUUUGGAGGCAGAACAUGCUUUCCUAGAGUUUUUUGUUUUGUUGAGAUAAGGUCUUUUUUUUUAAGGUAGAUUAAAUGUAAAUGCCUUAUUAAAAGUUUAGAAAGGCAAUCUGACCAUUAUAUUCUAUAAAAACCAAGUACAUUCUAGGACAGAUCUCUGCAUUUGACUUGGGAAAGAAAUACGUGUUUCUGACUGAUAUGAAAUGUAACACUGACAAAUUAAUUUCAUGAAAUACCACUAAUUUUGCAACAGA